Venturia canescens is the source of this 2867-nucleotide messenger RNA. RefSeq names its product tryptophan hydroxylase (gene Trhn). Lineage: Eukaryota; Metazoa; Arthropoda; Insecta; Hymenoptera; Ichneumonidae. Gene Ontology annotation, cellular component: neuron projection. The transcript has 12 exons. The coding region runs from base 950 to 2584 and encodes 544 amino acids. Gene Ontology annotation, molecular function: iron ion binding; tryptophan 5-monooxygenase activity. Gene Ontology annotation, biological process: aromatic amino acid metabolic process; serotonin biosynthetic process. The record is from RefSeq and is a predicted model, not a curated record.
GGCCUGAGGUCAUUGGGAGCUUUUAUUAAGAGUCUCCUUUUCCGUGUCGAGAGAAGCUUUGUUUUUUCUCCAGAGUUUCAUAACGAUCCGAGACUUUCAGUGAACGUGGAAAAAAAAUGUGGCAGAGAAACGAAUUCGCAGCGUCGACGCGAACUAUUUUUUUUUAUUGAUGAACCGGAGUCUUCGUGAUUUUGCAAACUUUGGCCACUUGCGCCGUCCGGAGGACAAAAACUUCGGGAAAAGAUCUCAGAACUACGGCAACGAAAUCGACCAGUUUUUUUCGAACGAAGUCGAAAAAUCCGAUCCUCGUCAACCCACCAAAAUUGCAGGGAAAUAAUAAAUUGUCAAGUUUUCAUUCGAAUUGAGGAUCGACGAACAAAAGCAUGGUGCCGAGCCAAACAAACCGCUUGAACGCACAAAUCGUUUUUUUUAUUCCCGCGUCUCCAAUGACGUCACAAAAUAUACAUUCAGCAUCCCCAGGAAUAUAAAAGGGGAAGAUACUAAGAGAAAACGAUCGAGCCCACGCUCCAGUUUAACCUCGAGGAUGGGGGACAUCCCAGUUCCUUCCAACCCCCAUGAAAUGUUUUCCAUCCACCAAUGAGAUCGCCCGAGAGAUUCGCGUUAGUUUGGACCAAUCGCGAGGAAGAUCGUCUUCGCGAAGGGGCUGCAGGGGGAUGGAAAUCCCGAGGACAUAAGAGGACCGGGAAUCGGAUCUCGGGUGCCACUGUUUCCUCUUAACUCGGAGGAGAACGUCCUGGAAUCCUUGGAAAAAUCUCUCGUUUCCUUCUCGAUUCGGAUUUUCCCGGUUUUCGGCUCACUCGAAUGAUCAUUUAUCGCGAAUAAAUUCAAGCCCGAAGCCUGGCUUACGGUCAACUCGAUCGUGGAGUGACUUUUUUUUGAAAAUUAUUCAAAAAUCUAAUAAUUCGGAGGCUUUUUUCAAAAAGUCGUCAUGAGUGGAUCGGGAAAAAGUCUUUUGGGAAUGUGGCUGUACAGGAGAGGCCAAGAGUGGGCGAUCAAGGAAGGCAGCCCGAUGCACAAGUCCAAGGACAUUCCGCUGGUCGAGAGGACGGAAACCAACGAGACGAAAAACUCUGUUGUCUUCUCGUUGAAGAAUCAAGUCGGUGGAUUGGCCCGUGCCCUCCAAGUGUUCCAAGAUUUAGGCGUCAACGUCGUUCACAUCGAAUCACGAAAAUCCGUUCGACGAGGCUCCGAGUACGAAAUUCUUGUCGACGUCGAAUGCGACUCCAAGAAAAUGGAACAAUUGGUUAGAUUGCUCAGCCGCGAAGUGGCAGCCAUCAAUCUCGCGGAGUACGAAGAAAUCGGGGACGUAUCGCACCCACCGAUGCUCUCGGCAGCUCCGAGCUUUGAUUUCAGUGAGGUCGACAUGCCCUGGUUCCCAAGAAAAAUUGGCGAUCUCGAUCAAGCUCAAAAAGUUCUCAUGUAUGGAUCGGACCUGGAUGCUGAUCACCCGGGCUUCAAGGACCCUGUGUACAGAAAAAGACGGCAGCAGUUCGCUGACAUCGCGAAUAACUAUAAAUACGGGCAGGCCAUUCCGAAGAUUCAGUACACGAAGGAAGAAAUCAAAACUUGGGGCACAGUUUUCCGCGAGUUGCAUCAAUUGUAUUUGAAGCACGCUUGCAAAGAGUACCUCGAAAACUGGCCGAAGUUGGUCAAGUACUGCGGCUACAGGGAAGACAACAUUCCGCAAUUGCAGGACGUUUCGAUAUUUUUGAAACGCAUGACAGGAUUCCAGCUGCGACCAGUCGCAGGCUACCUUUCCCCGAGGGACUUUCUCGCAGGACUCGCCUUUCGGGUUUUCCAUUGCACUCAGUACAUCCGUCACUCCUCGGAUCCGUUCUACACGCCCGAGCCGGACUGCUGCCACGAGCUUUUGGGGCACAUGCCGCUGCUCGCGAACCCGAGUUUCGCCCAAUUUUCCCAAGAAUUGGGACUCGCUUCGCUCGGUGCAUCGGACGACGACAUCCACAAGCUGGCCACGCUCUAUUUUUUCACCGUUGAAUUCGGGCUCUGCAAACAAGACGGAAUUCUGCGCGUCUACGGUGCCGGACUGCUGUCGUCGGUCGCCGAGCUGAGACACGCGAUCGAGACGACCGAAAAGAUUUUUCGAUUCGAGCCCGACGUGACGUGCAAGCAGGAAUGCAUCAUAACCGCGUUCCAAAACGCCUAUUAUUACACCGACAGUAUCGAAGAAGCGAAGGAAAAAAUGAGAGCUUUCGCUAAUCAAAUCCAGCGCCCGUUCGGCCUCCGUUACAAUCCGUACACCCAAUCCGUGGAGGUGUUGACCGACGCCCAGAAAAUAACAGCCCUCGUGAGCGAGUUGCGCGGAGACUUGUGCAUAGUUUCGAACGCCCUGCGAAAAAUCCACGAGCAAGACGACACGGUCGACGUCGAGAGAAUAACGAGCCUGCUGACCCAAGGGAUCGACCUACCGCAGGACGUUUCCUCGUCCGAGAGCGACGAGGACAAGAGCCCGAACAACGGGGACCGGAGGAACCUCGAAUCCGGGCCGGCCGCUGACGAAGCUCACCGUCCGGAUGGGAACUCCUUGGCGCGUGAACGCUAGAGAAACGUGGAGGGAGAAUCGACGGGCCAGAAAGCGUAGAAAUCUCUAACAUUCCAAAAAUUCGCUUCGUAGAAUAAAAUUCGUUUUUCUCUCUCGUUAAAAAUGUGCCAAGAGCAAUUGCACGCCAACUAAAAACAGCGAAUUACCGAAAUUUUGGGAAUUCGAACACGAGGAAUCACACGUGACCAUGGAAAAUGAAAAUUUUCUUUAAUUUUCCCGCUGCUGAAAGAAAAAAUGUGUUUAAAUGUAUCGUCGAUAGAAAUACACGAGCUCAAUGUCAAAA